ACACGCAGCAGAUGAAGACCAGAUGUUUUAAGUCACUCUCCUCAUUCAGAAUUUUGUGCACACCACUGUAGACUCCUGUCAUCAAAGAUGCAUGAUCUGUACCGAUGCCAAGCAGGUUCUCCACACUAAUGAAGAACAGCCUGAACUGCUAGCAUCCCCUCCCUCCAACUCAGGAAGCCCUAGGUGAUGAUGGCUCAGCAGGUGAGCAGCUCUCCCUUCCUGAAGCCCUUUUACCUGAAGACGCCCCUGAGCGUGUCCAGCCCUCUCCGGCAGCGCCGGCACACGCUCCCUGCCAGUGAGUUCCGCAACCUCACUCCACAGGAUGCCAUCAGCGUGUUCGAGAUCGAGAGGGAAGCUUUCAUCUCGGUGUCUGGAGAGUGCCCGCUCACCCUGGACGAGGUGCUGAGCUUCUUAGGCCAGUGUCCUGAGCUCUCCUUGGGCUGGUUUGAAGGGGGACAGUUGGUGGCCUUCAUCAUUGGAUCUGGUUGGGACAAGGACAGACUGGCACAGGAGGCCCUGACCCUGCACGUGCCGGACUCUCCCACUGUUCACAUCCAUGUACUGUCCGUCCACCGCCAAUGCCGGCAGCAGGGGAAGGGCUCCAUCCUGCUGUGGCGCUACCUGCAGUACCUGCGCUGCCUGCCCGGCCUGCGGCGAGCUCUGCUCAUCUGCGAGGAGUUCCUCGUGCCCUUCUACGAGAAGUCCGGCUUCAAGGAGAAAGGCCCCUCAGCCAUCUCAGUGGGAGCUCUCUGCUUCAGAGAGAUGGAGUACAUGCUAGGAGGGCUGGCUUACGCACGACGCAACAGUGGCUGUUAAAAGCUUCCGUGAUUGAGGUUCACAGUGUUUUUUCAAGUAAUGGACAUGGUGCUCACAUCCUGAGCAGUAACUGAAGGCUCCUGGACGAAAAGCCUGGCAACAGCCACUGAAACAUUUCCUCUCUGGGUCAUCAUUCAACUUAUGAGAGACUAUGAGUCAGCGUCUCACUGAUAUGAGACUGGGACGAUUACAGUCUGCAGAAUGGCAUUAAAAAAUUGAAUGUUGGAGGUUGGAUAACCAAAUUUACACAGAACAGGAUAACACUUAACGUGGAUUGGUUUCAGAGAUCCUGCGCAUAUCACUGUGGUUGCAUUUGAAAUGUAAACACUUGUAAAGAUGUUUAUAUGAAUGCAUUAUCAUAUAUUAAUCAGCUAAGUGAGGUUUUGUAAACAUUUUCAUGGUCGGCCA
Pygocentrus nattereri (red-bellied piranha) is the source of this 1224-nucleotide messenger RNA. It is a transcript of the gene aanat2, whose product is annotated as arylalkylamine N-acetyltransferase 2. The transcript has 4 exons. Gene Ontology annotation, biological process: circadian rhythm; response to light stimulus. Bases 187 to 816 code for a protein of 209 amino acids. Gene Ontology annotation, molecular function: aralkylamine N-acetyltransferase activity. Gene Ontology annotation, cellular component: cytoplasm. The record is from RefSeq and is a predicted model, not a curated record. NCBI's taxonomy places the organism in Eukaryota, Metazoa, Chordata, Actinopteri, Characiformes, Serrasalmidae.